Messenger RNA from Diabrotica virgifera virgifera (western corn rootworm), 5657 nucleotides. RefSeq lists its product as uncharacterized. The coding region runs from base 1956 to 2825 and encodes 289 amino acids. The record is from RefSeq and is a predicted model, not a curated record. NCBI's taxonomy places the organism in Eukaryota, Metazoa, Arthropoda, Insecta, Coleoptera, Chrysomelidae. The transcript is spliced from 2 exons.
CUUCCAUAUUAUAUACCGUAGCAUUGAAUGUUGCGUCCUUCGAACUAUUACGUCCGAAUAUUGGACGCAAUAAAACCAUCCUGAUUUUAUGGACUUCCCACUACUUCUACUUAAAAAUGGCGCCUUAGUUAAAUGCAGAUUUCUAUAUUUACCCAUAGCCCAAAACGUCAUGCCGCUCUCUAGUUCGAUUUCUGAGAUAUUAAACUUCUCCUAAAAAUCGUGAGACGCAAUAAUAUUCUAAACUUGUAAUCAAAUGAAUAAUGUUAGUUCAGCGAGUUGACGAAAGUGGCGCGGUUAUAAUAUACAUAUUUACCGUAUACUUCGUUUCCUUUAGAACAUUAUUGCGUCAAAAUAGGAGAUAUGACAACGUUGCCCAGAGUAUCUAUUUUUAGAACAUAACAGAAUCUUUCGACCUUGGCUAGUUUGUUUUCGGCGGUUUGUUUCUCGUUGAUUUUAAUAUAAUAUAUCAACUUGUUCGUCCUGUUGCUUAUUGCGUCGUAUAUUUAUUGUGUUCUUUUAAUCCUCAAACAAAUAGGAGACCGAUUCAGAUAACAGCAGUGCUACAAACUUAAGUCAAAAAAAUCUCAGGAUUCUCACAGAAACUUGUACCGACCACCAGUUAAUCUAUGAAGUGAAAGAUGUUUUAGCCCUCGAGUCAACGAUAACUGGGGUACAAGAACAUAUACACAAUUACAAUAAACAAAAAUGUAGAAAUACAGGUAAUCUCGAACACCCUUACAAAAGAAAACCAGAUUAUUGUUACUACUGUGAAACGGAAGUUCUUAAUUUUGGUCGCCAUAUUAUAAGGAACCAUUCAAUGGAAGUCGAUGUGGCUGAAAUUAUCUCCAAACCAAUCAAAUCAUGUGAAAGAAGAAGUCUAUUUGAUAAACUCUAGGAAAUUUUUUAACUGAUGGUGGAAACUGUUUCAAGGCUGUUAGACAGACUUAUGUACCAGAUCGGGUUCUCAUUCAUUGUGACAAUUGUUUACGAUUUUUCUCUUCCAAACUAUUAUACCGACAUAGAAAAAAAUGUGGAAAUAGAAGCAAUCAAGAGAGGGCACAAUUUGCUAGCCAAUCAAAAAUGUGUCCCAACAUUAAAAUUGAUCAUCGACUAAAAGAAGAAAUGUUUCUCAGGAUGAGAGAGGACAGGAUUUCAAUGGAAGCCAAGAACGACUUUCUAAUUCGUCCAUUUGGAACCCGUUGUUUGAAGACGCACAGAGAAAAGCAUUUUAUAGCAGUUACAUCACGCAAAAUGAAGGAAUUGUCAAAAAUAUUUAAAGAAAGGAGAAAAAUAGACCCAUCUAUAUCCACUAUGUUUUCAGCAUUGCGACCAAAGUAUUUGAUGCCUUUGUUGAAACCACAAAACGAAUAGCUUGUUAUGAUCCUGAAAAAGACUUGUCUCCAAAUGUUGCCAUGAAUAUAGUGAGAUCACUCAAACAAUGUUGCGAUUUUGCAAUCACUUUUGCCUAUAAGAAACAAACUGCAUACUUAUCUGUUUCAACUGCUACAAUUGAGGCAUAGCUUAAAACUUUAAUUCAUCUAUUUGAGGCAAACUGGAGUAUUGAGGCCUCAACCCAAGCAGCUAAUAAUUUAAAUCUUAACAAAUGGAAUAAGGUUACAAUAGUUCCACUAGCGAAUGGUCUAAAAUUGCUAAGAUCCCAUUUAGUUAAACUUGCUGACGAUGCAACGAAAAUUCUGCAGAAUUAUUUGUGACACUACAGUUGAAAAUGCACCGCAAAAGACUGACUCCAAAAAUGUACUAAAAUUAGAAGAUAUUAAAGCGUUUAACAAUAUCAUUGAAUCUGUGUACUGUAGAAUAAUUUUGCUAAACAGAAAACGUUCUGGAGAAUUACAGAGAAUGUCCUUUUACACUUAUGUUAACUCUAUCGGAAAUCAAAAUAUGAAGAGUUUCAAAAAGCAGUUUCACCUUCUGAAAAAAAAAAACUAUUAAGUUCAAUGAAGACAGUAGCCAUUAGAGGUAAGAGGGGCAGGGGUGUUCCAGUUUUGUUCAACCCCGAGGUACAAAAUCAUAUCGAUACUUUGCUUGCGGUUAAAAAUGAAUUUGUACCAAGGGAUAAUCCUUACCUAUUUGCUCCUGUUAAAUCUUCUUCACAUUUAAUCAGUUACAAAAUAUUAGGAGAGCACGCAAAAUUAUCCGUUGCGAAAUAUCCUACUUAUAUAACAUCGACUCGUUUGCGUAAGCAUCUGGCAACUUUAUCACAAUUAUUAAAUUUAUCUGAUGGAGAGAUUGAACAAUUAGCUACUUUCAUGGGAUACAGACAGAACUACAGAAGUUCCUACAGACUGCCAGAUGAUAUUUACCAAACUACUAAAAUAGCGAAACUGUUGAUGGUAAUGGAAAAGGGAACAGCCAACAAAUUCAAAGGAAAAUCUUUAGAUGAAGUAGAAAUUGAUAUGGACAAAAAUCUUUUCGAAGAUAACUUUUCUGAAAGCGAUGUUGAUGGUGACGAUGAGUUAAAGUGUUUGCUACAUGAUGAUAGUGAACCAUCAACUAGUCAAAUACGCCAGUCAAUGGGAGCAAGAAUAGGAUAUUACCUCCAAAUUCUAUCCUACUGCAUGGAUUUUAAUGAAAUUUUGGGCCUAGCUUCUACUUAUCUCCUAAUUCAAAGUCUACCCUAUGCCGAUGUGUGCUUUUAUCUUGGGGGUGGUUCCCACCCCUUCUUAAGGGUGGAAAAUUUUUUGGUUAAAAUUACCACAGAAUUCGCUAGAGAACCUAAUUCUAAGCAAAAACUGUUCCAUAAUUUUUUUUUGAAAACUCAAUACUUUUUGAGAUAUUCGUGGUUGAAAAUUGGCCAUUUUCAUUGAAACAUAAUACCUUUUCGAACGGUUUUUUGCGAAUACCUUAAAAACUAUGCAUCUAACUAAGAAAACUAUAUUAAACAUUUUUGUAGGUUAUAAAAGAAACAAAGAGAGACUUGCCUUAUUAAAUCUUCCAGUUAUACAAAAAAGAGAUAUGGUAGGUGAAAAUAUUUUGUUUUUAAAUUGGUGUCAUCAUCAUCAUCAGCCCAUAGUCGUCCACUGCUGAACAUAGGCCUCCUCGAAAAACUUCCAUUCAGAUCUAUCCUGCGCUGCUGCAAUCCAGUUGGUACAAAUCCUCUUUAUGUCGUCAGUCCAUCUUGUGGGUGGUCUUCCCGGGUUUCGUCUAUCCGCUCUCGGUCUCCAUUCCAAGAUUUUUUUGGUCCACCUAUCAUCUUUCAUUCUAGCGACGUGUCCUGCCCACUUCCAUUUAAUUUUGGCUAUGUGUUUUAUUAUGUCUUCUACACCACUUCUUCUACGAAUUUCUUCGUUUCUUACCCUAUCUCUUAACGUUAUGCCCAACAAUGAUCUUUCCAUUCUACGUUGCGUCACUUGUAGUUUUCGUGCAGAUGUCCUUGUUAGGGUAAGUGUCUCUGCGCCAUAUGUAAGAACAGGCAGGACACAUUGAUUAAAGGCUCUUCUUUUUAAGCUGAUAGGUAUAUCACCUUUAAAAAUAUCACGUAGUCUUCCAUAUGCUGCCCAUCCCAGAGUUAUUCUUCUUAGCAGCUCAGCAGUUUGAUUGUCUCUGCUAAUUUUUACCGUAUGUCCAAGGUAUAUGUAGCUGUCAACAACUUCAAUUUCGACGUCUUCUACCUUUAAAGGAUGGCUCGGAACUAAAUUCGUCAUCAUUUUGGUCUUUUGGUAAUUAAUAUUUAGACCUACUUUACGUGCUGCAUUGCGGAGUUCAUUCAACAUAUCAUUGGCAGUUUUUAGGUCAUCUGAAAUCAGAACAAUAUCAUCUGCGAAUCGUAGAUGACUGAGCAUCUCACCAUCGAUAUUUAUUCCUUUAUUUUCCCAUUCCAGUGAUUUCAAAGCAUGUUCAAGUACAGUAAUGAACAACUUAGGCGACAUAGUAUCUCCCUGUCGAAUACCUCUCCUGAUAUAUAUCUUAUUGGUAGGACCGUGUUAAAUUGGUGUAUUCAACUUGAAAUAACAGAGAAACGGUCGAUUUUAGGUGUAUAAUGCUAAUAAUAUCUUUUGAGGUGCUUGAAAAGACCUUUACAAUGAGUUAUAUUAAAGGUCCAUUACAUUAAAACUGAGCGAGAUAUGAUGCAAACAAAAUUGAUAACUAAUGUAUUUUAAGAAAAAAUGAGAAGUAAUUUUAACCCACAUCCACCAAAAUGUAAAUGCAUAAUUUUUCCUCCAAAAUACCUUUUAUUAUAGUGUUAUUUAUAUGUUCAAAAAGUUGGACGGGUUUAAAAUGAAUGAUUUUUGAAAAAACAAAGAUAAAAUUUUAGAGCGCAUUUUUAAAUUUUCUUAAAAAUUUUCCUUUUUCUCCAUGUAACUUGAAAAUGAUAAGAGAUAGAGUGAUGAAAAAUAAAAAGGAAAUUUUUAUCUGAAAAAGCCCUACAUUUUUGUGUAAUAUCCUUCUUUCGUAUCUCUUAUCUUUUUCGAGUUACAUGGAGGAAAAGGAAGAUUUCUAAGAAAAUUUAAAAAUGCGCUCUACAAUUUGAUCUUAUUUUUUUCAAAAACCAUUCAUUUUAAUCUAGUCCAACUUUUUAAACAUAGAAAUAACACUAUAAUAAAAAGUAUUGUAGAAGAAAAACGAUGUAGGUAUUUAAAUUCUGAUGGAUGAGGGGUUAAAUAUACUUCUCAUUUCUUCUUUAAAUACAUUAGUCAUCAAUUUUUUGCAGAAUAUCUCGCUUAGUUUGCAUGUAAUCGACAAUUAGUAUUGCUCAUUUUAAAGGUCUUUUCAAACACUACAAAAGUUAUUAGUAUCAUUAUACACCUAAAAUCGACCGUUUCUCUGUUAUUUCAAGUUGAAUACACCGAUUUGAGCAUGCAGCAAAAAAACGAACUCUUCUUACCUACCAUAUCCCUCUUUGUAUUUUAACUAGAAGAUUUAUGAAGGGACGAAUCUCUUUGUUUUUUAUAACCUACAGAAAUAUGUUAUAUAGUUUUUUUAUUAGAUGCAUAGUUUUUAAUUUAUUCGCAAAAAUUCGUACGAAAAAAUACGAAUUCGUACGAAUAACUCAAAAAGUAUAGAGUUUUAAAAAAAUAAUUAUAGAACAGUUUUACUUAAAAUUAUGUUCUCUAGCCUCUUCCGUGGCUAUUUUAACCAAAACAUUUUUCACCCUCGAGAAGGGGUGAGAACCACCCCCAAGAUAAAAGCUCACAUCGGCAUAGGGUAGACUUUGUUUCUUGAGCUAUUCCCUACUUACUGUAAAAAUAUCAAGUAAAUCGAUGUAGUACGAUGGAAUUCGGAGCCAAAUACCCUCAUUGACUGCCCUAAAAGUGAGAAUACCAUUUUUACAACGAAAAAAAAAAAAAAAUAAAACAUUCAAAAAUAAAACUGCGCGAAAACUAGUUCCAUGGACAGAAAGACAAAAGUCUGUCACUCUAAACUUUUUCAAGAAUCACAUCAAAUCUAGAAGGCCUCCAAAAAAAGGGAAGUGUGAAGAACUAAAGAAUAAAUUUCCUGAGCUAUUGAACAAAAUAACUGGUUAAAGAUUAAAGUAUUCAUACAAAAUUCAUAUUGCAAUAAUAAAAAUUAACGCAUGCUUUUUUAUUAAAUUUUGGGUUUUACAUUACUCUAAGAAUGAUUGUUUAUAUUUAAAAGAAUAAAAUUUUGUAUUUUAAAUGAUUGUUGUUUUUAUCAAGGAAUAAAAACUAGAAAAUUUU